Molecule: messenger RNA, 1957 nt
Organism: Nerophis ophidion (straightnose pipefish)
Lineage: Eukaryota; Metazoa; Chordata; Actinopteri; Syngnathiformes; Syngnathidae
Product: zinc finger protein 250-like
Exons: 5
Coding region: 314-1744 (476 amino acids)
Source: RefSeq, a predicted model, not a curated record
UUUAACAAGUCCAUUGCUGUGGACACCUCCACGCUCCAGUCCAGUAGGUGGCGGUGUGCUCUUUCUAAAUGACAAUGUCAAACCAGAGAAGUAAAGAAGAAGAAGAGGCUGGGAGCUUAAUAUAAAGAAAACGAGGAAGUAAAGCGGAAGUGGGAUGUUUGGAAUAUUGCCGCGGCGGGAGUUUAAAGUCCGUGGCGUCGCUGGCUGGAAGAAACUGUUCAUACAACACAACUAAGUCUUGUUUUUUACUAGAUUCAUAUACCUGCCUUUGCAAAAUGUAGCAUUUGCCGCACUCAAAGAUGACGUCGCUGGAAUGAAACACAAGAAGCUGGUUAACAUUGAGAAGACAAACUGUCUAUUAGCAGGAAGGACAUCCACUGACCCUGCGUCCGCAGCGAUGACAAACUACCUGUCGACAGCGUUCAGGGCCCAGAUAACCACGACUAUGGACACUGUCCUCAGAUGUGCCGUGUUGGAGAUCACAGAAGUAUUUGACCAAUGCAUGCGGGACUAUUGCAGGGAGCUGACGGCGAAAGACGAGAUGAUAGCCCUGCUGGAAAUGAAGUUGCAGAAAAGGGAGCAUUUGCUGAAGGACGGAGACGGACGUGACGCAAGAGCAGCGGGCCACACGACAAAGUGUGAAGGAGAGGACAAAGAGGCCUUGGGAACUUCCAGCCAAACUUCAUGUGAGAUGCCAUUUGAAGUUCCUGCCGAGUGUAGCUUGGAGGAUGUGACCAAAGACUCCAGUAAUGUUUGUCCUGUUAGACUGCGCAAGUUGUCCAUUCCACUGCAACCCUGUCCCCUGCCACUCAGCAAGAGCAAGCAUUCAAAGAACGGAACAAAAAAAGGUUUUUUGCUAAAAAAAAGUCCAAAACAUUCUGAGGACAGACUUGUGACAAAAGGUGAGCGACAACGUCAUUUACCAGGAAGAAAAUGCAAAAGGUUGCUCCGGGAUGAUAAUGAGGAGGAAAGUUUAGACCCAGCGGUCAAAACGUCGUGUGGCAGAAGUGAGAGACGUCUGUCAGGAGAAGAGCAGCAGCACCUGACUGUCAAGCAGGUGAAAGAGGAUAAAACAAAAAGUGAGAGACGUCUGUCAGGAGAAGAGCAGCAGCACCUGACUGUCCAGCAGGUGAAAGAGGAUAAAACAAAAAGUGAGAGACGUCUGUCAGGAGAAGAGCAGCAGCACCUGACUGUCCAGCAGGUGAAAGAGGAUAAAACAAAAAGUGAGAGACGUCUGUCAGGAGAAGAGCAGCAGCACCUGACUGUCCAGCAGGUGAAAGAGGAGAAAACAAAAAGUGAGAGACGUCUGUCAGGAGAAGAGCAGCAGCACCCGGCGGGAGACAAAACAGCGGCAGCAGAAAGUGAAAGAAGUCUGACUGUCGAGCAGGUGAAAGGGGAUAAAACAACGGAGCUUGACCUGAUGUGGAUGGCACCGAUAGAAGACCCCGAAGAACUGGAGCUGAGCAACGGUCCAAGCCGAGGAGCAGAUUGCAACUGGGCUCCAAAUAAAGUCCAAAGCAAAGUGAGGUGGCAGGACAUGGGCGAGCAGCGUGGCAGCAACUUCAUCUGCUCGGUGUGCAGGAAGCAGCUGCUCAGCAGGUCUGCCUUGAUUGGACACUUUCGCAUCCACAUGGGGGAGAGACCUGUCCACUGCCACAGGUGUCCCAUGGCCUUCCGCACGCCCGCACAGUUAUGCAGGCACAACAAGAGCAUGCACCCUGCCCGCAAACCACUGCCAUCUUAGCCGUGUGGGAGAAGAUGGUUCAGAAGAGACAGUUGUGGAUGAAGGACCGCCAGUCACUCCAUAAAAGAACUCCGAUUCAUACUUGUAUCAAAGAGCAAGUCAGCAGUUCUUCUUCUUUUGUUUGACAUGUUUCUUAUGUUGCCAAAUGUUGGUGUCCAACACACUUUUUUUGUUAGCAUUUUGGUGGGUUGAAUAAACUCUCUAUCAAUUCUG